This is a messenger RNA of Scophthalmus maximus (turbot), 2666 nucleotides long. RefSeq lists its product as uncharacterized. The record is from RefSeq and is a predicted model, not a curated record. Lineage: Eukaryota; Metazoa; Chordata; Actinopteri; Pleuronectiformes; Scophthalmidae. Bases 687 to 1109 code for a protein of 140 amino acids. The transcript has 6 exons.
GGGGGAGGGAGCUUGCCGCACUGAUCUCUGUUUGCAGCAUCCCUGGAGCAGCCUCUGCUGUGUGAAAUUCAAGAAAGGGCAAGACGGGGGUAGUAGAUCCUCGGAGGCUAUUGGAGAACAGGAAAGGGAUCUCUUGCAGGCUGCAGGGGUCGGGUUACUUCAGUAUGUGGAGUCCAUCUUUGGAGAAAAUGGCUCUUUUGUCAAUGUAAACAGCCUGUGCAGUACCUGCAUUGCUAAAGGGGGGAAGCAGAAGAGGAGGAGGAGGAGGGGCAGACACUGGAGGAAAUGCUACCUCUUCCAAUGAAAAUUUCCCUUCUCUAGCCGGCCCCGGCGUGCUGCAGCUCACUUCCGAACUCAUGCAUGACACACGUUAAGGAUGUGUGCAGUACGUCUGUGUGGGGGCGGGAGGCACAUGUACCGAGUCUUGGAUGCAGCGGAUAUUUUUGGAGUCGCUCUGUUUGACUCUGUCGUUUGAACGCACCACCAACUACUUUUCCUCACAGUGCACGUUACAGUUUGCGUGUUUAAGGUUUUAUUCUCCAGAUCAGACAGCCAAAGGUUCAUGAAUGGUUCCGCGGACCCCAGACCAGAGGGACGACCUCAAUGUCGACCAUGAGACACACUAGUGACUGAGCGACAUAACGUCCACGAAAUUCAUCCCACAGUUGGGACAGUUACACCUGAACAUGGCUGUAACCGCAGCUAAGACAACCACGAGUUUUGUCUCCACAUCUGCCAAGACCACCACAAUCCCCUUCUUCUCAAUGGACACGAGCACCAGAGACAAUAUCAGCUCCAGGGCAACAUUAAUGACUGUUACCAUAACAACAAACGAGACCAGCUUCAACGCCACCACGUUUCCGGAAGUGCUGAUCGAGGGCUCUGGAAUGGGAAUGGUUCUUGUGCCCUUUGGCAUCAUCACCGUCAUUGGCUUAGCAGUGGCAAUAAUGCUGUAUAUCCGGAAAAGGAAGCGGCUGGAGAAGCUGAGGCACCAGCUCAUGCCCAUGUACAACUUUGACCCGGCUGAAGAACAAGAUGACCUGUUGGAACAAGAACUACUGGACCACGGUCGGGAAGGCAGCCUCACAGGUCCCAAUGCCAAGUUUUGACUAUGGCAUUACAGUAAAAGGCGAACAUGGUAAAGUAUAACCCGAGUGUCUUUUGAACCAUCUCUAAACCUCUUUUUUUCCUCACAAUCCCCAUUCUCAUUAAGGCUAUCAUCACUUCUGUAUCUCAAACCAAAAACUUGUAGCUUAUAUAGACAAUAUCAUUUUCUAAUCUGUCUUUAAGUCAAAUCUCACAGUGGACAUACACCAGCACCCUGAAAAUCAUUACCCUUGAAUUUACAUCAGUCUUUUCUUUCACAUCUUUUCCUUUGUGAUCCCUCAACUAAACACAUCAAACAUUCAGAUGCCACAUGUAUGAACAGCAAAUAAGUACAAAACGUUGUUAUUAAAAAAGAAAUCAAAUGUCAUAGGCCACUAUUACACUAGUACACUAGUACUGAAGAAAAAAAACCCCAUUUAAGUUCAGUUUUAUUUUAUUUAUUUGAGUGUGAAAAUUCAUUUUGACAGGAAGGUCACAGUCCACUCACAAGCUUCUGCCAAAGCUUUUAAACUGUAUCUCACAUGUGAUGACAACUGAACCUAAUCCAUUACAAGACACCAAACUCAAUGAUGAGAACCAUGAAGUGGUUAAAAGGUCUGGAAAAAACCUCAGAGUGGAUCUUAAGAGUUAAGAUUCUUUUAUUGUCAAACCCUAUUUCUGACAUGCAUUGCAUAGUGAGACAGUGUGUCCAGCCGCACAAUGAUCGGUAAUCAACGAAUUUUAGCAUCACGUUUAUUUUUAUACUUAUACUUGAAUUUAUAAAUAUAUCUAGCCACAUAAAAAUUCUACAUGUAUGCUAAACAUAUUGGAAAAUUUUAAAUAUAAGUUGCACGUGCUGGGAUAACAAGCUGUUAACAAUGCUUUUUCUUUUUAUCUAACAGUUAAAGGAGUCACCAAGUUAUAAUAACAUCACUAAAGUUUAUCUCUUAUUUGUCCUGCUGCAGACUCUCACAACCUCCCAGGGGACCACACAAAGGCCCAGUCGUCUGGUCUUCACAGAUGUAGCCAAAGCUCUCAACGCUUAACACUUCUCUUCCAUUAGUUUAUUUCAGUGUUCGGUGCCCACGAGCCUCACUGAGACAUAGACUUGUCGCUCAGGAAGGAAACCAGGAGGGAAAACUGGACUGUUUUUUUGGGAACAACUGGAGCUGUGGUAAAGGUUUUUAAUCACUGCAACUUUGUAUGUGAAAUGGCGGUGGUUUUAAAAGUACAUUUUGGGUGCAUGUAUGUAUGAAAGGGGGCACGAAGGGAAGCAUCACAUGUGAUCUUGCACUGUUAUCAUUUGGCGCACAAAGGCAUUGCGAUGCACUUUUCUUAAAAAUCUUGUUUUGUCACUGUUGUCGAAAUGUUUGGUAGCUUUUCGGUGAAGUUCCUCAGAGCUUCGAUAUCUACUUCCAUGUGUGAAAUGAAAGGAGUGUAAAUUUGUGCUUUUUUCUGAUUUUGACAAGCUUGAACACUAGAUGUGUCACCAUGCCCGAGUGACCUGCCCCAUUCAUUCUGUUUUUCUUGAGUAAUGAAGGACUGAUUCUGUCUGUAUGCAUUAAAACUAUUUAAGCCAA